Messenger RNA from Kickxella alabastrina, 855 nucleotides. RefSeq lists its product as uncharacterized. The coding region runs from base 1 to 855 and encodes 284 amino acids. Lineage: Eukaryota; Fungi; Kickxellomycota; Kickxellomycetes; Kickxellales; Kickxellaceae. The record is from RefSeq and is a predicted model, not a curated record. The transcript is spliced from 6 exons.
AUGCGCGAGGCCGAGCGCUUGGAGUGCCGCCCCAGUCCCAUUGCGCCUGGCCCGCUGUUCAUGGAGCCGGCACCGUCGCCAUUGCCAUCACCAUCCAUAUCCAUGUCCAUGUCCAUGUCCAUGUCCAUAUCGGGUGACUCCUCCUUGGACGACCGCAGCCGGUCGGACUCGGGCGAGGUUGAUAUUGACCGCUGGGUUGAGUACGCUGAUGAUUGUGGUGGUUUUGGUGCUGGUGCUGGUAGUGGCUCUGAAGCUGAUGAUGAUGCUGUUGCUGUUGCUGAUUCUGGUUCUGGUUCUGGUACUGAUGCUGGAGCUGGAGCUGGUGUUGAUAUUGCUGCUCGCGAUGUUGGCUGUGUUUCGUCUCAAUGCCUCAAGGAUGUGGACGCGCGUGCCAAAGGCGGCAAUGCCAAGCUCCUCGGCCAGCACGGUGUUGGUCACAUAAUGCCGGGUGCUGUGUUCGUUUGUGUUGGUGCUUGUGGCCGUGGCUGUGGCUGUGGCUGUGAUUGUGACUGUAUCUGGGCGGGCUUGUGUGCCAACGGGGCCGCUGCCGCCGACGGUUCUGGCAGAGACGUGGUCAUAUUGCUAAUAGAAUGUAGAGCUCUUCUUUUGGGCAAAAAUGGCAGCGGCAGCGGCCGCGCCAUCCCAUCGGCAAAUGAUCGGGUGAUUGCCAAGGAAAACCCGCCGCUUUCUGCCUUUCUCGGCCUUUGGAUCGGCCGAUUCGGCAUUGCUAGCCACGCCCGGCUCGGCCCUGUUCAGCUCGCCAGCACUGCAGGCAGCGACGGCCGAACCACAGCCGCCAAGACGCUGCUCGCUCGCGCUUCUCUUUUGCCUCGGCGCUCUCGGAGCAACUUGUGA